AUGGCUUCCUCUUGCAAUCUCUUCUCCAUUGUCCUCUCCGUCGCUGCUCUCUCCUUCUCUUGCAUGAUCGACAGUGGUCUAGCCGCCCGCCAUCUCCUCCAACAACAGCUGCCUCAACCAUUACCUCAGAUGCCACCACUGCCGCAGAUUCCAAACCCUACAAUGGGACUGCCCCCUUUGCCAUCUUCAUUCCCACAGAUUCCUAAGAUGCCUACUAUCCCUACAACGGGAUUGCCCCCCUUGCCAUCUUCGCUGCCACAACCUUCACUUCCAACUCUUCCCACCGCCCAACCUUCUCUCCCGACCAUUCCAACCGCUCUGCCUCCGCUUCCAAAGGUGACUUUGCCUCCUUUCCCGACCACAAUGCCUUCUCUUCCUACUAAUUUCCCUUCCAUCCCCUUCCUCUCCCCACCUCCUUCAACCUCCACGUCUAGUCCUUGA
Messenger RNA from Tarenaya hassleriana, 441 nucleotides. Its product is annotated as proline-rich receptor-like protein kinase PERK2. NCBI's taxonomy places the organism in Eukaryota, Viridiplantae, Streptophyta, Magnoliopsida, Brassicales, Cleomaceae. The transcript has a single exon. Bases 1 to 441 code for a protein of 146 amino acids. The record is from RefSeq and is a predicted model, not a curated record.